This is a messenger RNA of Fonsecaea erecta, 1674 nucleotides long. RefSeq lists its product as hypothetical. The transcript has 5 exons. Bases 1 to 1674 code for a protein of 557 amino acids. NCBI's taxonomy places the organism in Eukaryota, Fungi, Ascomycota, Eurotiomycetes, Chaetothyriales, Herpotrichiellaceae. The record is from RefSeq and is a predicted model, not a curated record.
AUGCCAUCAAGACUGUCGGCAUCGAGGCUGAAACGAAGUUGGUUCCGACGGGGGAGCGUGAACAACUCUGCAACCGAGAAUCUAGAUGCUGCAGCGACAGUUUCGACAAGCGAUGCUGUGUUCAAGCAAAGCCUUGAUGCUCAACUUCUGGCUCAAGCUAAAGGCACCAAGGAAGAGGUUGAAAGGCAGAUAGAAGACGCGAGAGCAGCGCAUAUGAACUGGGUCGAGGGGAGACAGACAGGCUCGAGGCGAUAUGGAGCCGCGUUCCAGGUAUUCAUAACUCGAUUCUCUAACUUUCUGACAGCAUACUCCGGGAUCGUGGAGGUGGUCAAAAAUGCAAGUGCUCCGUAUGGAAAUUUGGCCUAUGGAACGCUGUCGCUCCUCUUGAUUGUUGUGGUCAACAAGAACGGGAACGAUGAGAAGAUCGCAAAGGCACUGGCUGAAUUGGAGUAUUCAUUUCCGCGCUUGAAUCUCCUCUCUGAUAUCUACCCAGAGCCACAGAUUGAGAAGCUGGUGGCUGAGGCAUACAGAGAUAUGGUCGACUUUGCCAGGAAGGCCGUGUUGUACUACAUGAGUACAUCCAUGAGGCUGCUCGCCGCGGGAGACCCACAACAAGAGCUCGAGUUCAAGAUGUCGAUUGAAGGUCUUCGGCACAAGCUUGUGGAAGUCAAUCUCGAGAGUACCGUUCUGCUGCACCGCCGAGCUAAAUAUAUCGAAGAGCAGAACGAAAGACUGCUGCGCGGGAACAAGGAACUCAAACAUCAGAUGAAAGUCAUAGAAGAUCUCAACAUCGAUUUGCGAAUGCAGCUUGACCGACUGCGUAGAACCCUCGAAGAGGAACAGGGUCAAAGAGAUCGGAAAGAAUUGGCCAACUUCCGGGCAUUACUUAACGUUCCAGAAACAAGCGAUCACACAAACAUACAGUCCUGCAAGCGAAACCUCGCGGGAGCAUUCCCGGUGCUGCUAGGCGCGAGCCCUGGGAAAAUCGCUCGGUGGUACUCGCAGUUGACUCCGGACAUAUUAAACAACGCAGAAUCUUACCGCAUUUGGCUGGAUAGCGACCAUUCCUGCCUGCUUCUUCUGGGUGGCACCAGCCUCAUGGAGGGUCGAUCCAACAUAAGUACAUGCUCAUGGCUGUCCCCAGCUGCCAUAUAUGUGGCAGAGCAGCAGCUUUCCGAGAACAGACACGUGGCAUUCUACUGCUGCCACCCGCAGAUGCUCUCUCAGAGGUGCGGCGUCCAAGAAGCCAUCUUGAGCCUUGUGUGUCAGGUAGCAGGGUGGAAGCCUGAUAUGCUGCGCCAAAACCCAAGCUUCCUGUCUCUAGCACAGUCAAUGACCUGGAAGGAUGCCGAUGAUGAUGUCCUGAACGCAAUGUUCAAAAUGCUGAGCGACCUCCUGACCGAGCUUCGUCCGCAAAGGCCUGUCUACAUCAUUUUGGAUCGUGCGGAUCAAUGCGAAUACCAGUCGUUCCAGCUGGUGCGGAAACUGAUGGAGGUGAUUCAGAAAGCACGGGAUAUGGUGAAGAUUCUGGUCGUGAUGGAUUCGGCACUCUGGGGAAUCGACUCCUGGUUAUGCGACGGCUUGAAGGAAGAUUCUGGGGGGUUUCUCGUCGGGAGAUGGGAUUGGAACCAGCAGCAGCUUGGAUUCAUAGAUCUAAGUAAUCUCCCCAAAUAG